GGGAGUGAGAGAAAGACAGAGUGAGGUAGACAGAAAGAGAAGGAGCGAGAGAAAGAGAGCGGGAGACAGAGGGAGCAAACUGAAUGGCGCAUCUAAGAGGAUAACUGCCUGUUUAUUCACUGUGUCUCUGACUCCUGCUCUCCCUCCUGUUCUCUCUUACACAUGCGCCUGCGCACACACUCUGAAAUACACUUUCAGACUCACACACACAUACAUGCUGACAGUCACCUGCAAAGCCACUGUGCUCAGGCUAGGAAAUGAGUAGGCUUAUAGUUGAGGAGAUGACUCUGAGGGGAAGAGAGUGAAACAGAGGGCACAGCAGGGAGGGAGAGAGAGAGAGAGAGAGAGAGAGAGAGAGAGAAGAGGAGGAGAGGGACAGAUGGAGUCCUUACUGAUGAUGCUAGGGAACGGAGGAACUGAGAACACCGAGCAGCAGUGAAAAAGAGAUGUGAAAGAAAUAAAGGGGAAUAAAUGGAGCGAUGUAAGAAUGGAACAAACAGAGCAUAGGAAAGAAGAGGAAGAAGCAUAUGAAAAAGAAGAGAGAUAGAGAUGGUGUGUGACUCCUCUGUUCAGUAUUCUGAAGGAUAUUCCCAGCAUCAUUUCACUUCUACCCAAACAGCCCACGACAGAGGGAGAGGAGGAAUGGUCCCAGGAGAGUAGGAAAAGGGACAACAGAUUAUCAGAGGACAGGUGUAAAGGAGCGAUAUAAGGAAUACAUGCAGUGGAGUUACUGGAACCUGGGCUAUCCUGUUAUCCAGCAAAAUGAGUGGAAGAUGAGUCACUGAGAAGAGGUAUCGGAAGAGAAAAAAAGAGAGAGAAAGAGAGAGAGAAAACGUGAGAAAGCAAAAGAGGAAUAUAGAACAUUAUGGGGAGUCACACAACGUUAUCCCACUCCUUAGCAAUCCAAUCUCCCUCCAGCCCCAUGGGACAAUAGUGAGUUGGAAAGGCAAGCCUGCAGAUUCAUUGAUGGGAAGGAUGGACAAAGUGUAUUCAGGGGAGUCAUGCCUAUUUGUCGGUAGGUACCGUGCCCCCGUCACGAUCUUCAGGGAUAUUAUUAAGACUAAGUUGGAGCUGACUGUACAGUAUCCAGGAGUCAUGCAACAGAACUGUGUGCCCCGUUCUCACACUCACCACUCUUUUCUGGGUCUUCACACUUAUUUAUUGUGAAAUGUCCUCUUUUAGAAGAAGAUUUUGUAUGAGGGAAAUCUGAGCCAUGCUUUAAGUUGGCACUUGCUCCCAUGUUUAACAUGCUGAUAUCAAUUAUACAUUUAAUGUGGCUAUAUAGAACAGAUCUAUAAGGAAAUCAGGACUCUAUGUGGACUAUUACCAUAAAUAAAUGAAGUUCUGUGGACUAUGAGAAUCCGGUUCACCCUGAAGACUUAUUUUAUGAAGUCCAGGAUACAGUUCUCUCUAUCUGUAGUUUGAGCAAAGUACAGACCACCUGGCUUUGGUUACAUCUCUCAGGAAGUCAGAUAUCCAGAGCAACACACACACACCUGAGGAAGGACUAGUCCAUUGGAGUGCUGCAGAAGGGGGAUGACAGGACAAACAGCACUGCAGUGUGACAGUUAUUUCCAAUCAUCUCCAUGAUCACUCAAACCAACAAGCUACAGCUGUCUCCCCAGAUCUGCUUGUUGAUGGCACUCCAGCUCAACAAAUCCGAUAAUACCGAUAAUCCAUUGUCAUAGAGAAUAAAUAAUAGUCAACAGACAAAUUGCAUUGAGCUAGAUAGAAUAUAAUUACUCUCUGAAAGAGGAUUUCAUCACAUCAAACGGCCUGCAGAGACUGUGGAUGUCGGGGGAAAGAACAAGACGCCACAGGAGACAUGGUGAGCAAAGAGACUAAUCACUUGGUCACUGGCCAACACACCAACAGCAAGACCACCGACAAGCUGCCUGGCACCAUGACAGUGCGCUCAGUGCUGCUGAACCGCGACUCGCCGGAUAUCGAGAGCCGCUUAAAGCGCCGCCGCAACCGCACCCAGCAGGUCCGCUUCAAAGACCUGGAGGAUGAACUAGGCAGCGGGACCACUGGAGCCAAGAGCUACCAGAGGACUGCCGCUGAGUGUGACAGCCCCCACCCCUUCCGGAAGAACAGCCCCACAAGCCCCAUGGCCCCCCAACAAUGGCUUACGGAGGCCUCGGUGGUGGGGGCAGUCCGAGGGGACAUGGCAGACACCAUUGAGGUGGUGGCGGCAUUUUUGGCUCGGGCGCCCCCUCACCCGCUAACUCCAGGGCCCACGCGCCGUUGCUGGGCACCACCACCAUCACCCCCACUGCCGUGCUCACUCACGCUGCCCCUCUCCCGGAGGCAGUGCACUAGCAUGGCCAUCCAGACCUCCCCACGCCUCCAGAAGCCCAAGCCCUCCGUGCUCUCAAAUGUCCGCAGCGUGGGGGACUCGGUGCGGGUGGAUGGGGACGACAAACAGGACAACGAACAUGAUGAGUACUACACUACCCACAACUACCUUUCAGAGCCUGCAUCCAGAGAUGGAAACGGCCCUGGGUUUAAGGCUAAGCAGGGAUUGGUGAACCAAACCCAGUGCCUCAGGACUAGUGAGGCUAACGCUAGCUCCCUUGCUGUUGGGAAUCACAUGGACUCUUCCUGGCAUAACUAUUCUUGUUUUUCCCCUCCUAAAUGCCAGGGGAGUGCAACUCCGUCCCAAGUGAGGAGGAGAAGGCACAUAUACAAUGCAAUCAGUGACCCAGGAAGGGAGGUGUCCUACUGUACCACUCCAACACAGACGGAGAGUCCCUGUGUCUCCCCUCCUAACACCCCACCUCCCUUAACAGUGCAGCCAUGCACCUGCCCACCUCCCUCGACUGUGGGACCAUACACCUCCUCACCUCCCUCGACUGUGGGACCCUCCACCUCCCCACUUCUCUCGACUGUGGGACCCUCCACCUCCCCACCUCCCUCGACUGUGCAGGCCUGCACCACCCAAGCAAAAGCUGACAGUCCCUCCACCUGCCCACCUCCCUCGACUGUGGGACCCUCCAUCUCCCUACCUCCCUCGACUGUGGGAACCUCCACCUCCCCACCUCCCUCAACUGUGGAACCCUCCACUUCCCCAUCUCCCUCAACUGUGCAGGCCUGCACUACCCAAACACAAACUGACAGACCCUCCACCUCCCCACCUCCCUCGACUGUGGGAUCCUCCACAUCCCCAUCUCCCUCUGCUGUGGGACCCUCCACCUACCCACCUCCCUUGUCUGUGCAGGCCUGCACCACCCAAACACAAACGGACUGUCCCUCCACCUUCCCACCUCCCUCGACUUUGAGACUCUCUAUCUCCUCACCUCCUACUGUGCCCUCCACCUCCCAAACUCAGACUGUGCUUCACUAUGCCUCCUUACCUAAAACUGUGCUAACCUCCACUCAUUCAUGUUGUGAAAUUCCCCCUCUGGUGGUUCUGCCUUCUGUGCUUCCUCCGACUGUGCUUCCAUCUAAAGCUCAAAGCACUCCACAUCACACUACACAAACUGAACCUGUUCCACCCUGUACCUCCCUGAUUCAAAUCAAACCAACAUGCACCACCACAACUACAACCAAAGCCUCAAUUCCAAAUUGGCCCACCCAAUCACCAACUCCAAUGAUAGAUCCGGACACAGACCCAAAUUGCCUCGACCAAAAACAAACUCAUGUUCUAGCCCCCUACACUGCCCAAUUUUCCCCCACUCCAACUCCAACGAUAGCCCCCUACUCAGCCCCAACAUUCUCCGCCACCCUGACUCCAACUCCAACGAUAGCCCCCUACUCAGCUCCAACUUUCUCCACCACCCCAACGAUAGCCCCCUACUCAGCCCAGACUUGUCACACCACCUCGACUCCAACUAUAGCCCCCUGCACCAUCCUAACACAAACUGCCCCACCCUGCUCCUCCUUAAAUAAAGCAGUAAUCUACUGCACCUCUCCACCUCCAACUGUGACAUUGUGCCACCCAACAACCCAAACCGUCCCUCCCUACAUCUCCUUAAUUCAGACCAUACCACCUGGGAACCCCCCAUGUCAGACCAUACCCCCUGGGAACGCUCCAUGUCAGACCAUACCCCCUGGGAACCCCCCAUGUCAGACCAUACCCCCUGGGAACCCCCAUGGAACCCCCAUGUCAGACCAUACCAUACCCCUGGGAACCCCCCAUGUCAGACCAUACCCCCUGGGAACCCCCAUGUCAGACCAUACCCCCUGGGAACCCCCAUGUCAGACCAUACCACCUGGGAACCCCCAUGUCAGACCAUACCACCGGGGAACCCACCAUGUCAGACCAUACCCCCUGGGAACCCACCAUGUCAGACCAUACCCCCUGGGAACCCCCCAUGUCAGACCAUACCACCUGGGAACCCACCAUGUCAGACCAUACCCCCUGGGAACCCCCAUGUCAGACCAUACCCCCUGGGAACCCCCCAUGUCAGACCAUACCCCCUGGGAACCCCCAUGUCAGACCAUACCACCUGGGAACCCACCAUGUCAGACCAUACCCCCUGGGAACCCCCAUGUCAGACCAUACCCCCUGGGAACCCCCAUGUCAGACCAUACCCCCUGGGAACCCACCAUGUCAGACCAUACCCCCUGGGAACGCUCCAUGUCAGACCAUACCCCCUGGGAACCCCCCAUACCAUACCACCUGGGAACCCCCCAUGUCAGACCAUACCACCCUUCUUCUCCCAACCUCCAGUAG
Oncorhynchus masou masou (cherry salmon) is the source of this 4678-nucleotide messenger RNA. Its product is annotated as mucin-2-like. The transcript has 3 exons. The coding region runs from base 1826 to 4678 and encodes 950 amino acids. The record is from RefSeq and is a predicted model, not a curated record. Lineage: Eukaryota; Metazoa; Chordata; Actinopteri; Salmoniformes; Salmonidae.